Molecule: messenger RNA, 1274 nt
Organism: Beta vulgaris subsp. vulgaris (sugar beet)
Lineage: Eukaryota; Viridiplantae; Streptophyta; Magnoliopsida; Caryophyllales; Amaranthaceae
Product: transcription factor bHLH35
Exons: 5
Coding region: 186-995 (269 amino acids)
Biological process (GO): regulation of DNA-templated transcription
Cellular component (GO): nucleus
Molecular function (GO): protein dimerization activity; sequence-specific DNA binding; DNA-binding transcription factor activity
Source: RefSeq, a predicted model, not a curated record
CAAAUCAACAACAUUCAAGUAAACCCCAUAUUCCAUAAUUAAAGAUAGAAAAAAAAAAGUAGUUUGUACCAAAAUUUCUCUCCAAUAAAGAAAAGCAUCAGGUGCUUUUGAUUUGAUUUGAUUUUGUAUGUUUUUUCUUUCUUUUUGAUUAAUCUAAGAAACACUCACUUCACUCAAAGAUAAUCAUGGAUAGUCUUAUUGAUGAAUACCCAAUUUACUGGGAAUCAGACAUCGGCAUGUACUUCCAAAGUCAAGAACUUGAUAAUAGUUGGGCAUUUGAAGAUACCAUAUCAUCUUACUAUGACUACGAUUCGAGCUCACCUGAUGGAAGUGCUUCUUCAAUGGCAUCUAAGAACAUUGUUUCGGAACGAAAUCGUCGUAAAAAGCUUAAUGAACGUCUUUUCGCUCUCCGAGCUGUUGUUCCCAACAUAAGUAAGAUGGAUAAAGCGUCAAUAAUCAAGGAUGCCAUAAACUACAUAAAAGAACUCCAUGAACAAGAGCGAAGAAUCAAAGCAGAUAUAUCCGACCUCGAGUAUCGAAAAUCGAAAAGCAAUGGUAAUGGUAAUGGUAAUGGUAAUGGUAAUGGCAAUGGCAAUGAGAAUUCAUGUUCAAUGAUGGAUUAUGAACAAGAGUUGCCUUCAUUACUAAUCAAGUCCAAGAAGAAAAGAAUUGAUCAUCGCAAACAAUACCAACAACAACAACAUUAUGAUUCCAACGGUAGUUGCAGAUCAUCUGUCAUUAAUGACUUAGAAGUGAGGGUAUCAUACGUGGGGGAAAGAACAAUAGUAGUGAGCUUGACGUGCAGUAAAAGAGAGGGCACAAUGGUAAAAUUGUGUGAGAUGUUUGAAUCUUUAAAGCUUAAAAUUAUUACAGCACAUAUCACUGCUUUUGCUGGAAGGCUUUUGAAGACAGUAUUUCUUGAGGCAGAUGAGGGGGAAAAGGAUCACUUGAGGAUAAAGAUAGAAACGGUGAUAUCAUCUUCUCAUAGCAUCUAACAUCACAGGGGAAAAAGAUCGGAUAACCCUUUUCUCUUGUUUUGUCUCUUUACCACUCGUUCGAAGUUUCAUUGCUAUUUGUUGCUAAAUUUUUUUUCUUGAGGUGGCUGCUUGUACGUAUUUCUUGUAUCCCUUGCUUUGUAAGUUGUAAAAGAAACAAAUGUCUUAUUGCUUGUGAGUUUGGGAAUUCGCUCAAGAAAAGUGGAUGUUUUCCCCUCAAAGAUUGGUGUGAUUAGCUCACACAGUGAAUAAACAUGGCUUCUGAGUUCUAACUUCUAA